This is a messenger RNA of Brassica napus (rape), 1412 nucleotides long. RefSeq lists its product as uncharacterized. The coding region runs from base 1 to 501 and encodes 166 amino acids. The transcript is spliced from 2 exons. NCBI's taxonomy places the organism in Eukaryota, Viridiplantae, Streptophyta, Magnoliopsida, Brassicales, Brassicaceae. The record is from RefSeq and is a predicted model, not a curated record.
AUGGAAACUCUCAUCUUAGCUGAAGAACAUUAUUACGAGAAGAAACCUCCUUCCAAAACUUUCAGGCAAAUCAACUGCAGAACGUUUCACUCCGGAGUUGGUUUGCUUCCAAGGCCACCACCACCAAAGAGAACAACCUCUUCAUCAACAACCAAAGGAGUUCACUUUCACUCUCCUCGUUCUCCCAAGUCAGUUUUGCCGUCUCUUAGAACCAGUCCCAUCCCUAUUGGUGGCGAAAGGAGAAGCCUUUCUUACUCUGAGCUGUGGGCAGGACCCACUUACUCCAACUCACCGCCACCCACUUCUGUUCCCAUCCCCAAGUUCUCUCUCCGGGGAAAGAGGACGGCCUCUCUGACCUUCCCUGAUGUUGAUCUUCCUGAAGUUGCCAAGUCUGCUCCGGUCUCUCCAACCUCGUCUGGUGAUGAUAACCCUUUUAACAGUACUGUCUCCGCCACUAUGACGCUGCGUCGCAUGCUCAAUAUUGAGUUUGCAGAUGCGUGAAGUCUUUAGGGGGAACAGGGGGUUUAGUUUUGUGGAUAUAUGAAUAAGGUGUUUUAGGCACCAAGCUGGUUUGAGUUUGUUUAAUAGCUUUUCAUGGAACACAGAAGCAGUUAGUGGUUCUCCUAUGCAGAUUUGAGGUGUUACUAAUGGUGGAGCAGGUGGUUGGUUAUAGAGAAGACUUGAUUCUUGGUUUAGAAUAUAGGAUGGCUAAAAAGUUUACCAGUCUCUAACAUAUGGUGGUGGUGCACCUUUGUAUAGUUUCUCUUUAGAGUCAGCCUUUGUCCCUUUGGCUUCUUUUCUUAAGUGGGUUAGAUUAGCUACUAGGUUCCUCUUCUUAUAUAUCUCUCCCUCCUUGUCCAUACCCCUUUGUCUACUCUCAUGCCUUUGAGUCUUAUCUUUCUUCCUCUCUUUUGCGUUUCUGUCUAGCCUUGAAGAUGUAAACCUUACUACUUCUGUUUACUGGUCUUCCUCUUCAGCUCUUUUCCUGAUUUUUUUUGUAAAGGAAGAAGGGAAUAGGAAGUUCUUUCUUGUGACUAGUCUUAGAGUGUCUCUACUGGUAAAGAUUCAAUCCUGAUGUAAGCUGAUACUUCUUCUGAAGAAAAGAUAGUCCUCAGGCUCUUCUUGAUCCCGCCUAAUCUGCUCACCAUGGACCUAUAGAAGCUGCUACUCCGCUCUGCUUUAGAUGCUUCAUCGUAGUUUCUUUGUCUCUCUACUAUCUUUGGUUAUGUUGCUAUGUUACGCAGUGGCAAGUAUUGUCUCUGUGUAUGUAUGUUUCUCGUCGUCUUUGUCUGUAGUUUGUGACAGUGUUGUUCACGUUUUACUAUCUUGUUUUGGGUUUUCAAUGUUGAAGGAGAUGUAUCCCUUGUUCCCUACAAUUAUUAGUAUCAUUCUGUAUGGUUUUGUUUAUCGUU